AUAGCCCCUGUUUUAGCUUCUAUACUCGUUUUCCGCCUCGACUCCUUCGACCCUGCUCCUUUCCCUAACCAUGAGUUGACUCACCACUUGCCGGAGCCGUCGAUGAAAAAUGGUCGCCUCCUUCAAGGAUCAGAAUUUCUGGGCGUUGGGCUUUUGCAGGGACCAGAAGAUAUAGCGUAUGACAGCAAGUCGGGAGUCAUUUACACGACUUGCGCAGAUGGUUGGAUCAAGCGAGCCACGGUGAAUGACUCGGUUUCCGAUACGGUGGUGGAGAAUUGGGUCAAUACCGGCGGUAGACCCCUUGGAGUUGUCCUGGGCCGCAACAGUGAUGUUAUUGUGGCUGAUGCCUAUAAGGGGCUGCUGAAGAUAAGUGAAGAUGGUGAAGUGGAGGUGCUGACAGAUGAGGCAGAGGGUAUUAAAUUCAAAAUCACAGAUGGUGUAGAUAUAGCAGAUGAUGGAACUAUCUAUUUUACAGAUGCUUCCCACAAGUACAAUCUUCAUGAUUUCAUGUGGGACAUUUUAGAGGGUAAGCCUCAUGGUCGAUUAUUGAGCUAUGAUCCUGCAACUAAAGAGACCAAAAUUCUGGUUUCUGACCUCUAUUUUGCGAAUGGACUUGCAAUUUCUCCUGAUCAAGAAUCCCUAAUCUACUGUGAAACCGCCAUGAGAAGGUGUAAAAGAUAUUACAUAAGAGGCAAUAGAAGAGGGCAAACUGAAAAAUUUGUUGAUAUGCCUGGAAUACCUGAUAACAUCCAUUAUGAUGGAGAUGGCCAUUUUUGGAUUGCAUCAGCCACGGAAAUUACACUUUUCUGGAAGAUGGCAUUCAGGUAUCCAGUGAUCCGAAAGGCUGCAGGAAUUAUUUUGAAGCACAUAGGAGAACUAGAAACGAAUAAGAAUGGUGGUGUUUUUGUGGUGGAUUUGGAGGGGAAAUUAAUUUCUCAGUACCAUGAUCCAAGGUUAAUGCUGAUUACAAGUGGGGUGAAGAUUGGAACUCAUCUGUACUGUGGUUCUAUCAUCUAUCCCCAUAUUAUCCGUCUGAAUUUGGCUAAGUAUCCUGCCGUACAUGCCACCAAGUGAGCUACAAGUUCCACAACUCCUAAUCCACCUUUCAUUUAUAAAUCUUAAGUAAAUUUCAAAAAUCAAGUCAUGUUCUUAUUUAUGUUGUUCAUGUAUUUUGUUUGGAUUUUCAUGGCAUUUUGCUCAAUUUCUUAUUAAAUUUGAUUUCUUCCUCUCCUUGGAUAAAAAUUUAACUCUA
Molecule: messenger RNA, 1252 nt
Organism: Hevea brasiliensis (rubber tree)
Lineage: Eukaryota; Viridiplantae; Streptophyta; Magnoliopsida; Malpighiales; Euphorbiaceae
Product: protein STRICTOSIDINE SYNTHASE-LIKE 5-like
Exons: 4
Biological process (GO): biosynthetic process
Molecular function (GO): strictosidine synthase activity
Source: RefSeq, a predicted model, not a curated record